Messenger RNA from Equus caballus (horse), 243 nucleotides. RefSeq names its product sperm associated antigen 11B (gene SPAG11B). Gene Ontology annotation, biological process: antimicrobial humoral immune response mediated by antimicrobial peptide. Lineage: Eukaryota; Metazoa; Chordata; Mammalia; Perissodactyla; Equidae. The record is from RefSeq and is a predicted model, not a curated record. Gene Ontology annotation, cellular component: extracellular region.
AUGAAGGUUCUCUUUCUUUUCGCCAUUCUCUUCUGUUUGGUCCAAAUGAACUCAGGAGAUAUUCCACCUGGAAUUAGAAAUAUUAUCUGCCUUAUGCAACAUGGAACCUGCAGACUUUUCUUCUGCCGUUCUGGUGAGAAAAAGGGCGAAAUCUGCUCCGAUCCCUGGAAUAGGUGCUGUGUACCCAAUGCAACGGGAGAAAAGAAUGAUAAACCAGAGACAAACAGUGAAUCUGGAACCUAA